Molecule: messenger RNA, 3553 nt
Organism: Protopterus annectens (West African lungfish)
Lineage: Eukaryota; Metazoa; Chordata; Ceratodontiformes; Protopteridae
Gene: TP73
Product: tumor protein p73
Exons: 15
Coding region: 932-2911 (659 amino acids)
Biological process (GO): protein tetramerization; regulation of transcription by RNA polymerase II; apoptotic process
Cellular component (GO): nucleus
Molecular function (GO): RNA polymerase II cis-regulatory region sequence-specific DNA binding; DNA-binding transcription factor activity, RNA polymerase II-specific; protein binding
Source: RefSeq, a predicted model, not a curated record
UCCCAGAAGUAAGUGGCCAUUUCUGCACUGCUCACCAAUCCCACAUCAGCAGGGUGGAACAACCUUGUUCCCGCUCCUGAGAGCCGCAAAGGCGCCAAGACUGUACUCCGGCCUCAUUCAUCAUCAUCAUCUGUAAUAGACUUCUCAUUUGGUCACAGUACUAAAUUCUACAUAACAAACAGAAACAGCAGCGUGUCCCAUUGACACAUCAGAGACGCGGAAGGGCAGAAACCCAAAGCUUUGGUGAUUUUCAGAAAGGAAACAGUUAACCCAAAAGAGGCAUUCGAAUCAUAACUUACUGCUACACCGGGAUCUCUGCUGUGGGCUGCUAUAACAAGUGUGAGCCUCAGCAGCUGGCACAGCUGCCACUUUCACAUCUCGGUGGCAAUAAAACAGGAUAAGGUAGAGGCAGGUAGUCGAUCAAUCCCGGGCUGCUGUGAUGUACAGAAUACCAACAGGUCUCAGUAUCAGAAAGAUCGAAUCCCUCCCACUCUUACCCAGGACCGGUCAUCACCCAAACUAUUAGGAAGCAUUUAGUAACCCAUUUAAUCUGUAGUGGUGUCCAGUAACGUGAUCUAGUUUAUUAGCCCAGUGAUCAAAUCCUGCCUUAGGAUGUUGAAUCGUGCCUUUGUAUACUGCGGAUAGGGAGAAACAGCUAAUGGAGUUUGAUUCCGGCCACUGAGCUCUAGAACAGUCAGCAUUUAAUACUACAGAGUGCAAGACAGCGUCGGAAACUGUUACUAACCCCGAGAUACACUUUUUUUCACUUGCAGUCGGCCGCACAGCCCAUCAGUGGUGUGGUUCUCUUAAUACUGGGAUUGCAGAUACGGGACAUCAGUGAGAGGCUGUCCGAAACAGAAGAAGCUUGACAAGGACCAGGGGUUUGACCGUUAGACGGACCAACUGUUUGUUGGAUUACUCAGUUGCCAAAAUGUCACAAUCUUCUCAGGCCGAUGAAGGGUCUACAUUUGAACACCUGUGGAGCAGCUUGGAACCUGAUAGCACCUACUUUGAUCUGCCACAGUCGAACCACUCAGGAAGUAAUGGAGGGCACACUGGCUUGUCAUCAAGCCGCACAGAAGUAUGCAUGGACGUCUUUCAUAUGCGAGGCAUAACUGACCCCUCCAUGUCCCAGUUUAAUUUGCUCAACAAUACAAUGGAUCAGAGUAUCAGCAGCAGAGCAGCCUCAACCAGCCCUUACAGCUCAGAGCACGCUUCGAAUGUCCCAACGCAUUCACCUUACUCACAGCCUAGCUCCACAUUCGAUGCAAUGUCACCAGCUCCUGCAAUCCCCUCCAACACAGACUAUCCUGGGCCCCAUAACUUCGAAGUGACAUUUCAACAAUCCAGUACAGCCAAGUCAGCCACCUGGACAUAUUCCCCACUCCUGAAGAAGUUGUAUUGCCAGAUUGCCAAGACGUGUCCAAUCCAGGUCAAGAUCUCCACACCACCCCCACCUGGUAGUGUUAUCCGUGCCAUGCCAGUCUUCAAGAAGGCAGAACAUGUAACAGAAGUUGUCAAGCGUUGUCCCAAUCAUGAACUUGGGAGAGAUUUCAAUGAUGAUGUAGAUUCACAUGUACUAUCUUCACCUGAUCAGACAAAGCUACUAAGCAUAACAAAAGGUCAGUCUGCUCCAGCAAGCCAUCUUAUCAGAGUAGAAGGGAAUAACCUUGCUCAGUAUGUGGAUGACCCUGUAACUGGGAGACAAAGUGUCAUGGUGCCAUAUGAACCUCCACAGCAGGUUGGAACUGAAUUUACUACAAUACUUUACAACUUCAUGUGCAACAGCAGCUGUGUGGGUGGAAUGAACCGACGACCAAUACUUAUCAUCAUCACACUGGAGACAAGAGAUGGUCAGAUCCUAGGUCGAAGGUCAUUUGAAGGUCGAAUAUGUGCCUGCCCUGGUAGAGACAGAAAAGCAGAUGAAGAUCAUUUUCGAGAGCAGCAAGCCAUCAAUGAAAAUGCAGCAAAAAAUGGCAGCAACAACAAACGAGCUUUCAAACAAAGUCCUCAGGGAAUUUCUGGAUUGGGUUCUAACAUGAAGAAGAGGAGACAUGGUGACGAAGAGAUAUAUUAUGUACCUGUACGAGGACGUGAGAACUUUGAGAUUCUGAUGAAGAUAAAAGAAAGUUUAGAACUGGUUGAGUUAGUUCCACAGCAGCUCGUAGACUCGUAUCGACAACAGCAGCAGCAGCUUCUUCAAAGACAAUCACAUUUGCCAUCUUCCUCAUCUUAUGGCCCAGUCUUGUCACCUAUGAAUAAAGUCCAUGGAGGCAUCAGCAAGCUACCUUCUGUCAACCAUUUGGUAGGACAGUCGUCACAGCACAAUGCAAAUUCACCAGCAAACCUAGGAUCUAUGGGGCCUGGAAUGCUGAACAGCCACCACAUACAACAGAAUGGAGAAAUGAACGGUGGGCAUUCAUCACAGUCAAUGGUAUCGGCACCUCACUGUACACCACCUCCACCAUACAAUCCUGACCCUGGCCUCAUCAGUUUUUUAUCAAGCCUGGGCUGUUCGAAUUGCCUAGAGUUUUUCACGUCUCAAGGGCUACAGAAUCUUUACCAGUUACAGAACCUAACCAUUGAGGACCUGGGAGCUUUAAAAAUUCCUGAGCAAUUUCGAGUCAUCAUAUGGAGAGGUUUGCAGGAUUUAAAACAGGGGCAUGACUAUGGCCCACAGCCACUGAUUCGUUCCAGUAGUAAUGCUUCUACUAUAGCCAUAGGCACAGCUGGUGAGCUCCAGCGUCAAAGAGUUAUGGAGGCAGUGCAUUUUCGUGUCCGCCACACUAUCACUAUCCCAAACCGAAGCAACAAUUCUGAUGACUGGGCUGAUUUUGGUUUUGACUUGCCCGACUGCAAGUCCAGAAAGCAGUCCAUAAAGGAGGAGUUUACAGAUAGCGACAUCAAUUAAUCAUGUGAUAACAGGAGGCAGAUAAGGAACACUGAGAUCAAAUUCUUGUGACUGGAGCAAUGGGUGGUGGGACCCACAACUUUGCAUGUGUCUGAAACAGACGUGUCUGAUAAAGACUCAGAAACAGGAGGGCUUUGGUUGAACAUGGGUCCUUCUGCUGCAGUGCGUCCCCCUUCACUCUGCUAAAAGGAAGAGUUGUCAUUAAAGCACUUCCACUGGUUUGCCAACUGCUGUUCAGCUUCACUCACUAAAGAAUUUCAGGUAAGGGGGCUGACAUGGAAUCCAAAGGGAAAGGUUUAUGUAGCUGCCACACCCAACAGGAAAGGAUAUGAACCAUUUUUAAACUGGAAGAAUGCAAUCAGAACACUUUUAUUUGGUGACAUUUGGCAAUGCUGCCUCUACAACCAAGCAUAUUCCAGCUUUGGAAAAGGAGCCUGAAUUCUGACACUAGAAUUUCAUGCAAAUGUUAAAGUGUAGUGAAUACUGAAUAUUUUCUUCACAAUAGGUGAACGCAAUCUUACUACAACACUAUUUGACGACUCCACUAAAUUCUAGCAUUUUGUAAGUACGGGUCAGCCACCUUAACUUCCCAUCAAAAAGUGAUUUUUCCUUUCCCUGCAUUAACCUCCACUAUCAACUCAC